AUCUCAUCACUCUUCAUAACAUUCUGGAGUGUAUGCAAAUUUCCAUCAUACAAACUGAGGUAGCAGACUUUGUGAAAACUCAUUUUUGUGUCAUUCUCAAAACUUUUGGCCACGACUGUAUGAUUGAAACAGAGUACAAGGCUGGGGUGGGGAUUGAAACCAUAGCUCGCAUACAAACAAGACAAUUAACACCAUCUCCUGGCCACUAAGUGAUACUGCACACACCGUAUGUUGAUUGGCAAUCCACCCCUUUUCCAGCCUUAAAAUAAAUAUAAGUAAAUUCAAAAAUCUUAUCUUUAUGUAUUCAUAUGAUAUAUGUGUGCUCGCCCCUGUCCCUGCAUAUGGUAAGUGUCCUUCCCCAGAGUCCUUUUCCUGCCCUCUGUGUGGAGACGGUUGUAAUGAGAGUCAUGCGGGCCAUCUGUCUGUGGUAAGAAAAGGCCUAGUUUAUUCCCUCAGACCAGCUCUAUGGGUUAGGAUAGGGCUGUGUCUGUCUUGGGAGCCCAGCCCCUCAGGUUUCUUAGUUGCCAAGGGAGGAGGGUAAUGUCCACUGCACAACCCCAGGACACUGCUACUGUGCAGGGAGGGAAAUGAACACCACUCCUAUGGACAUCCAGAUGUUGUGGAACUAACUGUUCAUCAACUCAUCAAUGUUUGUGUCCCUUCUUAUGCAGUGUGACAGGGCCUAACUCUGAAAGUAAGAGGGGUCUGGGGCGUACCUUGGAGAGCUCCAUCCAUGAGCUCUGAACACCAUGACCUUUCAGAAGUCUUCGUCGACCUCUAGCAUAUUCCACAUGCUCAUAUUAUGGUUUGUCAUUGUCCUGUUUUGCACUGAUGGUUUGACAGCUGGGAUGGGGACGACACCUAACCUGAAACACAUUGUGAUUGGUCGAUGUUACAGCUACAUAACACUAGUUUGGCCUAAUUCCAGCUAUGACUGUGAGGAGAUCUGGAGGGAGUUUGAGGAGGCUGUAAUGAGGAAGUCUCGCUGUAAUGUGAAGGUUAAGGACUACAAAAGGAUGUUCCAUGCCACACCACAGACUCUGACAUGUGGUAAGUUGCUGUUCUGGAGUAAGACCAGGGAGCUGAUACACAGCUAUGCAGCUGUAACACGUCGUUUCUGGACCCUGGAGGACACGCUGGUGGGAUACAUGUUCAAUGACCUCAUCUGGUGCGGACAGGAAGAGAAAGACAGAGGCUUUGAUUUCAACUCUUGCCCAGAAUGGUCAACGUGUGUUCACCAUCCUGUCUAUUCCUUGUGGAGACAAGCCUCACAAAACUUUGCUGAAGCGGCAUGUGGCAACAUCACGGUGCUGCUCAAUGGAUCCAUAGAGAAUGCUUUCAACAGGAAAAGCAUGUUUGGGGGUGUGGAGCUGGACAGCCUGAACCCCAGAAUGGUGGAUCAUGUCAACAUCAAGGUGGUGGCCAACCUGGAGGGACCCUUCAUAGAAUCCUGCACUCAGGGUUCCAUUGUGGAUUUGAUCAAUGUCCUACAGACCAGAGGGUUCCGCUGGACCUGCACAGACAGUGACCUAACUCUGAUGAUCCUCCAGUGCAUCCAGAACCCUCAACAGUUCUCCUGCCUGCCCUGUGCUAACAGCCUACUGCACAGACAGAGGCCACAUCUAUAGAUGGGUUACAUCCACCCUAAAAAUACUACCCCCAUAGUAGGCUGUCACUUUUCAGUGCAUUAUACUCUAUCCAAGUUGUCUUUAGAUAAACACACAUUUUGCUGUUUGUUUACUAUGUCUGUUGAUUUUAACUGAAAUAAAGACAGAUUCAUUAUAUUUAUGU
Messenger RNA from Oncorhynchus gorbuscha (pink salmon), 1791 nucleotides. Its product is annotated as ADP-ribosyl cyclase/cyclic ADP-ribose hydrolase 1-like. NCBI's taxonomy places the organism in Eukaryota, Metazoa, Chordata, Actinopteri, Salmoniformes, Salmonidae. The coding region runs from base 750 to 1628 and encodes 292 amino acids. Gene Ontology annotation, cellular component: plasma membrane. The record is from RefSeq and is a predicted model, not a curated record. The transcript has 10 exons. Gene Ontology annotation, molecular function: NAD+ nucleosidase activity; phosphorus-oxygen lyase activity. Gene Ontology annotation, biological process: positive regulation of B cell proliferation.